This is a messenger RNA of Aphanomyces invadans, 4452 nucleotides long. RefSeq lists its product as hypothetical. The transcript is spliced from 15 exons. The record is from RefSeq and is a predicted model, not a curated record. Bases 1 to 4452 code for a protein of 1483 amino acids. NCBI's taxonomy places the organism in Eukaryota, Oomycota, Saprolegniomycetes, Saprolegniales, Verrucalvaceae.
AUGGAAGCGUCGCGGACGCCGCCGUCGUACGGACUCUGCGUGCCAGCCGGAUCGUACCUCGAGACAGCGACUCCCGUUCUGAUGUGUACAAAUGAUUGCAUGACGUGGGAGUGCUUGGUGAAGCCGCCCCAGAUGCCACGAGUCGCUGUAUGGGUCGUUGUGCAUCGUCGGUUCGCCUUUGGGAUCUUCAAAGGUUAUGGUGUGAUGCGCGUUGGUACGCAAGUGUACGUCACGGCGAGUGCAUGUGCAAUGGAGAACACGGUCAAGCAUUGGGCAGGGACAUUUCGAACUGCGAACGACGCGCCGACGCUCUGCUGCAACGACGAGUUCAUCGACCUGGAACGGCUCGAGCAAGUGAGGCCCUUGUGCGUCAAUGAAGCGAUCGACUUGGCCGAGCCGACGACCACGGCGGACAAUCACAUUCGUAUCGGAUGGACGUCCAAGCCGAAUCGGAUGCGGGAGGCACGGGUGCACCUGGUCGUGUCGGAGUUUCGAGUCUGGCGAGGCUGGAUUCCGCAAGACGUGCUCGCGACAUGGAAACUGCGCGAAGUAAACCACACGCACCCGUACGUAGUGAACUUGGCAGCAUAUUGGCGCCUGAACGACCAGAGCCAUCGUCGGUACCAACUCGACUUGAGCGGGUCGCGCCAUGACCUGCACCUCGUCGGGUUUGACGACGUUCGCUGGGUGCUGCUGCAUCCGUUGCACGUCCAUUCAACGAACCCCGUGCUGCAUCUCCAAUUCCACCAGCAGCCGCUCCAGGAUGUGUCCAUCAUCGGCGAAUCUUCUUCCCACUGUCGACACAUGCGCUUUGCCGUGGACGUCGCAUGCCACGACUGCGUGGCACCCAGUGCAACGAAAACGCACGUCGUUGUCGUACUCGACACGGCUGGACACGUCGACACUGCGACGUUAACCCCCCACGAUCGAGAUCGCACGGCGCUGGCGCUGCAACAGUUUGUUGCAAAGUUGCCAGCGCACACGGACGUGGCAAUUCUCGCGCGUCAUGGCAUCGUUCUAAAGUGGCGCCGCAUGGAUGGUCUCGGCAGGCGGGAAGCGACCAAGAUAGUCAAGGCGGCAUUCGACACCACGCCGACUCGACCACCGUCCAGCGAUCGGAGCGGCGCUGCUGCCGUUGAAAUGGCCCUGGACCUCGUCGCAUCCGAGUGCCACAACGUCGCGAGCACGAGUGAGUUUUGGACGGCGGCAGUCGUUGUUGUCGCCACGCACAGCGACGCAUCGGUGGCCACGAUGGCGACGGCGCGGCUACAGCAGCUCUGGGCACUCGUGCAGCACUUCACGCGAGUGAGCCACGUCGUCCUGACAGGGUCCUCGAGCAGCUUGGACAGUCCUGCGACGCCACAUCCAGCCACGAUAGCACACAACGUCGUGGAGUACGCCUACGCUCAGGACGACAUCGAAUGGGUACUCAGCGACAUCUUGUUCAAAGCGAUGCAUGCCGUGUGCCAUAGCGUACAAGUGCAGAUCCUGUCGACCGGCGACGACAACGUGCAUCUGGAGCUGCACAACGAACCUCCCGGCACAGCCAUCACACCAAGUGCUUCAAGUCCAUCCGAGAUGCAGACUCGUCUCGACACAGCGGUCGCGCUGCACGAGUACGCUGUCGAGAUUGGUGUGAUGGCUGCUACCGAUCGAGUCCACUUCAGCGGGUCGUUUACGUGGACGCAGCCGACACGUCAAUCGAUCGAGGUGCAUGUGCAGUACCGCGUGUGCGGCGCGAUCGUGGUCGCAGCGUCGUUUGUAGCUAUACCGCCCUACGCCAUGGUGAAGCAAUUGACCCAGCUCAUCAUGCAAUCGUCGCCGUCAGGCAAGGCCGCGCCGAUCGACAAGGACCACGAGAUUGCCGCGUGCCGCGCCGACGCACGCCGAGUCGAUACGCUGUAUCACCAUCGCAACGCAUUUCUCGAGCAAUUAAAUGACGUCGACACGAGCAACGCCCAGAAACACUUUGAGCAGCUCCGCGCGGCCAAGGAGGCAUUUCGCCAGCGCUUUCAAGCGUUCGACGACGAUGUUGUGUCAUUUGUUCAUGAGCACGAUGUCAAGAUCCUCGUCGAUGAGUGCAGUCGCGCGCUGCGGCCGCCCAAAGUCGUGGCGAAGAAGGCGAUGCCAGUAUUUGUGUACCAGGACAGCCACUUGGGCGGCAUGGAGAAGACAACAGAGGCAGCGACGCCGCCAGCGCCAUGCGCGGGACAAUGGAUCGAGCCACUCGCUUUGCUGCAAGCAAAAGGCCGGAUCGAAGACGCUGACGUCGAAUUCACAGAGUCCGUGAAAUGCCUGCGGCUCGUGGACGACGAUCUCAAGCGUACAGACAACGUGUUCAUUACGCCGUCCGAGAUCGAGUUGCAACUCGACACGUGGCUGGGCCGUUUGCGAGCGACGCGGCGCGCGCGCACCGACAUUGCACCGCGCUUGAUCGAACACGCUCGUGGCGGCAAGGCCGUGUUGUUUCGUCGGAUGCAGGCGCAUCGAGAGAUGCGUACGGCGUCCGAUGUGAGCGAGAUCGAUCAAGUCGUUCCAGCCGUCCAAGGUCGCUUGGGCGCGCGAAAGGCCACGGAUGCCGCCGCCAUCGACCGCCUUCAGCCUGCGGUGGCAGCCGAGUUGGCCGGGUUUGUCAAGGCCGAGCUCGCGUGGACCCACGCAAGAUUCACCGACACAACGUUAAAAGACAAGCCGAUUCCGCGAGACAUGCUUCCGUUUUCAACGUUUGUGUGGUGUCCAUGCGAUCGACCGAGUGUUCAAAAUGCGCUGCUCGCUCUUGUGUUUGCGCUUCGAACAAGUCGCCAGCGCGGCCAGCCCGAAGUCGCGUUGUGCCCUCCAGUGCACGUGCACGACAGGCCGUUGUGGCUACAACAGGAGCAGCUCCCCCAAGACAUGGAGGGCGUCGACGACAUCGUGGCGGCGCAGCAGACGCUCCUGGCGGAUGCGUGGCGCCUGUGCGGCCAAGUUUUGUUCGUGACGGGCAGCUUUCUGACGUCCACCACCGCACUGGAUGACGCCGUGACCCAUGCCAUCGCGAUGAAAAAGCACGUGUGGCACAUUCAGUUGGACGCACGAGCCGCUUCCAUCGUGCGUCAAACAAGCCUUCCAGCUCCUGUGAACACGACCAUGCUCGAUGUCGACGCCACGUUUGUCUGCGACGAUUGCCGCUCCCUUCGGCCCGAGACCCUCGUGGCCUCGCCUUGCCACCAAUGCACAUUCCGUCGGCCGCAGGACAAUCCAGCGUUCGCUGCGCUCGUGUCAGAGGUGGCCUCCAUGUUGCAGCAACCUGUCCCGCACGGGUUGCAAUCGCCGCCGCCGUCGACGCGGCUGACGCAGUUGGCGCCCGCGCUGUACCAGCUCCGAAAAUCACACGCCGAGCGCCAGUGGCUCCACAACAAGGCAGCGCACGCCGACCUUGCAGCAGCUCGUGUCGCUGGCGUCGUCGAGUUUGAACGGCACGUGUUCGACCGGUAUGCCCAAGACGUCGACGACCUCGUAACCAUCCAAGCGUCCUUACAACAGCUGAAGCAAGCCAAACAGCGACACAGCAGGAGCACAGUGGUGGGCUUCGACGUGCAGUGCGCCGGCCUCGGGGUCGCGCUGGCCACCACUACGUCUCGCAUCGCUUGGUUGCGUGACCAGAUGCUGUGUCUGGAAGAAGAUGCCGUCGGGCGCAUGCAGCGGGCAACGGACCUUGCCGCCGGGACCUUGCUUCCCUACCGCGCGCUCAUCAAAUCGCUCCAGGAACUGUGUGGGCAGUACACAGCCGUGAACGACCAGUGCUACGCCGCGCUGCAGGACUCGAUCGUCCACGAGGCCGAGAUUGCGUUCGUGAAGCAGCUCACCGACCUGGAACAGGCCCAAGACGCGAUCGUGACGUCGUGCAUCUCGUCAUGGGAGUUGCAAGUCGCGUCGAUGCUGGAAACGAUCACGGCAGCCGCGCCGGCGGAAGAUGCACACAAGUUGUUCAGUGCGGCAAUGGCGCCAGUGUUUACGUUUGUGCCGUCGGUGGCCCCGUGCAACUUUGACGGCGAGUGGCUGCAGCGCGCCGUGACGGACCUCCAAGUCCACGAAAAGCACGUCCUCGACCGGAUCGAGGACGGCUUUGUGCAUGCCAAGCACCUCGACAGCAUCCGAGCCCACGCAACCCAACUCGACGCGGCCAAGGCACGGUUUGAAGCGACGUACGGCGUUCGGUCGGAUGUUGCGGCGGAGGCCAUUCCGCUCGACGUGCCAUGCGCCAUCCUCCGCGACGUGGCAUGGACGCGACCCGAUCAAGCGAUGGACGUCGAGGAAGCGUGGGCCUCGAUACACGCGAUGGCCGCCCGCGUUCAAGACGAAACGAUGGACCGUCGCAAAAAGUACUUGCACAGUCGGUGCUGCAUCUUGUUUUUGCAGGUGAGGCGCCAAGCGGCGUAUUCCCAACAAGCGAGUAAAGCUGACGAGGUGUAG